CUUUCUCUCUCUGUAGCUCAAAGCUUCGAAAAUGGCAGAGCCACCACCGUCGUCUUUCCACCCCUUCGUGGGUCGUCCUUCACCAAAACACCGAUCAUCGUCAUCAUCAUCAUCGAGCAGAAAACACUCCUUCCCCGGAAAUACUCAACAUCCCUCCAUCCACCGUCUCUUCCCGUGCCAGUACUGUCCCCGCAAGUUCUACACCUCCCAAGCUCUCGGCGGCCACCAGAACGCCCACAAACGCGAACGCGCCGCUGCUCGACGCAACCUCGGCGCUGUUGUUGAUCAUGCUCCAUCCCUCAUCGACGACGACCCCUCUUUCCUUCGUUCCUCCUACCCGUGUAAUCUCUACCCCAACCCGCCUCAAGGAUCCACCACUUUCUCGGUGAACGGAUCGGCCUGGAACGUCCCGGAUCAACAGACGAUGGUGAUGGUGGGUGGUGGGUACGUCGACCCGUUUCCGUAUCCGUAUCCGUUUGCGUACCCAUUCGGAGUUUCGUCCUGCGACGGAAACGGCAUGGUGGAGGAAGAGGAGCCACAGCUGGAUCUUUCUCUCCGUCUAUGAGUUAGUUUU
Molecule: messenger RNA, 574 nt
Organism: Raphanus sativus (radish)
Lineage: Eukaryota; Viridiplantae; Streptophyta; Magnoliopsida; Brassicales; Brassicaceae
Product: zinc finger protein KNUCKLES
Exons: 1
Coding region: 32-565 (177 amino acids)
Biological process (GO): negative regulation of abscisic acid-activated signaling pathway
Source: RefSeq, a predicted model, not a curated record